AUGGGGAAAAAUAAAACUUCUGGGGAGUCGUCCGACAGGGCCAACUACUCACCGAGCCAAGAUGCCAUAGCAGGGGUUCCUUUGAUAGGGUGGGAAGCAGAAAGCGUUGCCACACCCAAACAACAACGCGACAUAUCCUAUCGUGAAGCAAAAAACGGAAAAAAAGGCAUCCCCCCCUCUAUAGCCUCCAACAGCGAUAACAAAACAGGCUCUUCACGCAGCUGCUGGAGCUACGCCCCCCCAAAGUGGAACGCACAAAAAAAAAAACACACACAUGUGAAUGACAACCAUAUAGUAGAAACAAAAAAGGCAUACACCUCCAUAAGCACCGCUCCGCACAGAAGUAACUAUACCUACCGUGCAGACCCACGAACCAAAACCGAAAGCAGCUCCCCUCGUAUAUGCUUGGUGAAACGAUUAAAUGGAAAGCUCGAACAAAUUGACAUGAAGGAUAUACAGACCGCCUUUCCUAACUACAUACCAUAUGAGAGAAACGACAACGGCGCAUUCCUCUCGUCAGUGUUCAGCCCCGUAGAAGACACAGAGCAGCAAACCCAAGGCAAGGUAGGCGACAUUUCUAACCUCCCCGUUGUAAUCCGCCAAGGAAGCGCCAAAUCUUCUGCUAAGAUCAAACUGCCUAUUGGGACCCCCCCCACAAGUCAAACAGGUAAGCUCACACGAGUGACUCCACGUGAAGGAUUAGGAAAAGCUCUUCACGCAGGGGAGCGCGCAGGAGGAGUGUCAGACGUGUACUCCCAUGGUGCUAUCCCAUGGUGCUAUCCGAUGAUACUAUCCCAUGCUCGCGGGUCUCACCAAAAAGCUCCGCCACCCUCCAGAAGUUUCAGUUGCAACAACACCAUUUAUAACCCUUCUGCUUGCAACCCGAGCAACGGACUAAGGUCCACCUCACAGAAACGAACCUUCUCCAAUGUGCAAACAUCGUAUAACUCCCCAGGAGGGGGAUCGAACUUUUCUUCUUGUGGGCAAAGUCCCAUUAGGAGGUUUCAGUCUGCUCAGAACGCAACCACGUUGUCACUUCGCUCACCAAAAGUGGUCACUCCGAAGAGGGAUGCCACUCCCCAAACGAGUUUACUAAAACCAUACGCCAUUCCCAUGCUAUUAAAGCAUUCUACAAAUAUGAUCCUGAACCAGUUAAAAAAGAAGAAAGGAAACCAGAGGACCCACACUAAAGGAACAAAUAUGAAUGUAAGAAACAAGGACAAGCAGAAAGAGGUACAAUUUGAAUCAAAUUCAUUUUCAAAAAAAAAAGGAUAA
Messenger RNA from Plasmodium cynomolgi strain B, 1275 nucleotides. RefSeq lists its product as hypothetical. The record is from RefSeq and is a predicted model, not a curated record. The transcript is spliced from 5 exons. Bases 1 to 1275 code for a protein of 424 amino acids. Lineage: Eukaryota; Apicomplexa; Aconoidasida; Haemosporida; Plasmodiidae.